Nicotiana tabacum (common tobacco) is the source of this 1908-nucleotide messenger RNA. The record is from RefSeq and is a predicted model, not a curated record. NCBI's taxonomy places the organism in Eukaryota, Viridiplantae, Streptophyta, Magnoliopsida, Solanales, Solanaceae.
GUGGUUUUCUCUGCAUAGGAUUAUAGGGGGUAUAGUUAAACUAAAGACUAAUAUUUUCCAAUACAUUUCCUUAUUCUUCAACGUAAGAACGUCUUGUCAUCUACGAAGCCGCUACCAGGAGCGGCCACUAGCUUACCCCUUCCCUUCCUUUCCUUUCCUUUUUUCUUUGUUCACAGCCACUAUCUUCUAUGUUGUCAAGAUAAGUUCAUUCCAAAACUUCUUCAGUACAACUUCAUCUCCUUGGCCUCCUUAACCAGACAACACUAGUAAAAAUAUCCAAUUAUUAUUAUUUUUUGUGUGUGUUUCUUUUACUAAAUAAAGAAGAGAUCUCGAAGAGUUAAAUGAACUUUCCCCCUAUAGUUGUGUUAGUUUGACGAAUAAUAAGUAUUCUAGACUUUGUUUAGGGUUUCAUCUAGUUCUCAACUGUUUAUCCACAUCUUUGAUUUAGGGUUGCCGAUCUUCAUAUAUUUUUUUUACCAUAUCUUGUUAGGGUAAUUAAUGGAGAAUAAUUACAAUCAACUGGGGGAGAACUCAUCUCAAAGAGGUAAUAACUUCUUGUACGGUGGAAUUCCGCUUCUUUCAUCCCCAAAUUCAUCUAUUUAUGGAAGAACAAGUGGCGGCGGAGGCGGAGGCGAUUGUUAUGAUCAAUCUCAAGCAGUGGUACAUCCCAUAGUGAAGACAGAAGGAGGCAGCAGCACUUCUCAUCAUCAUCAUACAUUUCAGUACCCUUCGAUUAUUCGUAGUGGAUAUCACCAUCAGACGGUUCAAAAUCAUCACGAGAGUGAGAGUUCUGGUAGUGAAGUUGAUGCUUUAAAAGCCAAGAUUAUUGCUCAUCCUCAGUGUUCUAACCUUUUGGACGCUUACAUGGAUUGUCAAAAGGUGGGAGCACCGCCGGAAGUGGUGGCGAGGCUAUCGGCAGUACGGCAAGAGUUUGAAGUGAGGCAGCGAGAUUCAUCGACCGACAGGGAUGUUUCCAAGGACCCAGAACUUGAUCAAUUUAUGGAAGCUUAUUAUGACAUGCUAGUGAAGUACAGAGAGGAGCUUACAAGGCCCUUACAUGAAGCAAUGGAUUUCAUGCGAAAAAUCGAAACUCAACUUAAUAUGCUUGGUAAUGGUCCCGUCCGGAUCUUCAACUCUGAGGACAAGUGUGAAGGCGUCGGAUCGUCGGAAGAGGAGCAGGACAACAGUGGUGGAGAAACUGAAAUUCCUGAAAUUGAUCCACGAGCAGAAGACCGUGAACUCAAGAACCACUUACUGAGAAAAUACAGUGGCUAUUUAAGUAGUCUCAAACAAGAACUUUCCAAGAAGAAGAAAAAGGGGAAAUUGCCCAAAGAUGCACGCCAGAAGCUGCUCAGUUGGUGGGAAUUACAUUACAAGUGGCCAUAUCCUUCGGAGUCAGAGAAGGUGGCAUUGGCUGAAACAACAGGUUUGGACCAGAAACAAAUAAACAACUGGUUCAUAAACCAAAGGAAAAGACACUGGAAACCUUCAGAAGACAUGCAGUUCAUGGUAAUGGAUGGUCUUCAUCCUCAGAAUGCAGCUGCUCUUUAUAUGGAAGGUCACUAUAUGGGAGAAGGUCCUUUUCGUUUGGGACAGUAAAUGCAACAUAGUUGUUCACAUGCUUUGAGAUUUUGGAGAAGUGUAUUUGCAGAAUUUCACAUUUGGAAAUCUGUCUUUGAGUGACAGUCAUGUUCCUUGUAAGGUGAGUAUGAAUAGGUAAAAUUAGGGUGUUUAAUUAUGGUUGCUUUGUUGUAGUAGUAUGUUUGUAGCCUUGUAAGCAUAUGCAAGGGUAUUUAUUAAUAGCUUGUUCAAUUUAUCAAUUGUAUAUGAUGAGUAUCCUUUGUACUUGGUAUUUUAAAUAGUAAUGAACCAUAUAUGGUUUUUACUGCGAAAGUGUUAAAUCUGUAA